AUGACCGCUCCAUUGAGCACCCUGGGCUCGCUGCUCGUGCAGCCCCACGGCGACCUGCAUCUGUCCCCUCAGCUUCCUGCAGCCGAGGCAGCAUCAGGUGCGGCGCCGCCGCCUGCGACCGCCGCGGCGGCGGCGGCAAUGGUGCCGCCGCCGCCUGCGCCGGCAGCGUGCCACCCCGUGAUGUCUCUAGAGGAGCUGGAGGCACUGCUGGCAGAGGCCAGGCGGUUUGCAGAGAGUGGCUUGGCCCCCAGUGCAAAGCCCGCAGCGCAGCAGCCUGGCCCUGAGGAGAGUCAUGCGUGGGCAGCGCCGACCGUGCCAGCCGUGCUGACGCAGAGUGGCGGCGGCGGCGGCCCCAUCUUCCCCAGCGGCGGGGGUGGUGAUCGUGGUGGUGGUAGCAACAGCGUCGCGGCUCUGGUGCGGGAUGUGGAGCGGCUGGUGGUGGCGGGCGAGGCGCUGCAGCCGCUGCGGUCCAGCACUGAGAGGUACCUGUGGCUGGCCCUUGACGCCCUGGACGUCGGCCUGGCAGAGCAGCUGGUGCGGCAGCUGGAGGGAAGCUGCGGGGUGCAACUGGCGGACCUGCGGCACAAGAUUGGCAGCCGCAACGUUCUGCACAUGCUGGCCACGCGGACGGGGUACUGGCCGCCCGACAAAUCGCGCCAGCAGCUGCUGCCCCCUCGGCUGCCCCCUGGGUCCGAGGCGCCCCUUCGCCAGCAGCUUCUGGCAAGGGUGGUCGACCACCUGGGAGAUGACACGGCUCGCGCCCUGAUGCGGCAGCCCAACAACAACGGCGCCGUGCCCUUCUUCACGGCGUGCCACUUCUGCAUGCCGCCUGUGGUGGAGUUCCUGCUGCGGCGGGGGCUGGUGGUCUACGACGACCUCACCGCACAGACAGGAGGCAGAGGCAAGCGUUGGAUCCACGUCGCCAGCACCGAGGCCGCGCAGCAGCCCCAGCACGCGGGCGACUACGAGCACUGCCUGCGGCGCAUUCUGAGAGCAGUGCCCACCCUGGCCCUCGACGAGGCGCGGCGGCUCGCGGCCCAGGUCGAAGGCGGCAGAGGCUGCGGUGAUGACGGCGGUGGCGGUGUUGGCGGUGGCGGCAGUCAGGGCGGGGGCGGGGCCGCGGGAAGAGAGGACGUAGAGGCGGCGGCGCGCCAGCUGGCAAUGUUGGCGGUGCGCGUGCACGUGGGUUGGGAGGGGAGGGGAGGGUCGCCUAGCUACGACGGCGCCCUCCAGCGUUGCCUGGUGCGGGAGGAGCUGGGGGACUACCUGGGGCCCGCGAUGCUGGCCAAGGCGCUCGGGACACAGGAGCAGUAG
This is a messenger RNA of Monoraphidium neglectum, 1314 nucleotides long. RefSeq lists its product as hypothetical. Bases 1 to 1314 code for a protein of 437 amino acids. The record is from RefSeq and is a predicted model, not a curated record. The transcript has 3 exons. NCBI's taxonomy places the organism in Eukaryota, Viridiplantae, Chlorophyta, Chlorophyceae, Sphaeropleales, Selenastraceae.